AAACACAGACAGACUUCGAUCCGAUUGGCUUUCGAUUUGUCCAUCGCUGUGAUUUUGUGUGUGGAGGGAUUGUGGUCUUUUUGAAGGAAGCUGUGAGCGUGAUUAUAUUCAAAAACAUAGGAAAACACAGACAAUAGCAUAAAAAAUGAGGAAAAGUGAUGAAGAUAGUUCUACAAGCGCACCAACAUUUCGUAUAAUACGUGAGGUUUACGAAAGCACUAAUGCACAUGAACGCUUUGAAGCUGAACUGGACAAAGCGUUGGAGGCUAAGGUGGAUUAUAUAAUUAUCGAACCACCAAGGCUGGGUGAUGAAACAGAACGUUGGAUAACGGUUGGCAAUUGCUUACACAAAACGGCCGUAGUUUCAGGUGUUGCUUCGCUCAUAUCCAGUUUGCUAUGGCGGGAUCGGCCAGUGAUUGCAGCGCCCAUAUGUGCUAUUUCACUAUUCUGUACAGGUUUAUACACAGUAUCUUGGAAUUAUGAUCCAUGUUGUCAGUAUCAGGUAGAGAAAGAUGAUGAAAUUCUAAGCAAAUUACCACUCGGAGAUGUGUCUGCUCCUAUGAUACUAGGCUAUUCGCCUAAUAACAAAACCAAAUACAUGCAUCGCAGUGUCACUUUAUUAUCAGCAGCAUUCUGUGCAUGGCAAAUAUGGCGGUCAUACAAGUAGCUAAGCUUACCAACACCCAGCCAUAUAGUCUGAGUGAAGUUGCAUGCUUUUGUGAUUAGAUGAAAUGUAGAAUGUCAAUGCCACAGCAAUGUACUGCAGCUGCAGAUGUUUGUACAUUUAUCGUUUGUAUUGCAUGCAACCACGCCUCCACGCACUCGCGACCGUACCACAAUCACCACCAGUACCCAAAUAUCCACACACACACACAGCGAUGUAUUAGACUGCAUCGCCUGCAGCGAUAAUCGCUGCAUUAGCUCAGAGUGGAAUAGUAAAUACUUGGAAGUUGUUAAUGGAUAAACAUCCCAAUUAUUUUUUAUUUAAUGCAAUUAACAAACUUUUAUUUUGUAUUUCUUUUUUUUUACAAAUACUAAGAAUGAAGAUUAUAUAAGGCGUUAGUGUAAACAAAUGUGUGGAAAUAUUUCGGUUACAAAAUUCACGAUAGCAAAAGUUUACCUAAAGACGAUUGUUUGAAUACAAUGAAUAAAUACGAAUGUAAGGUGAAAUUUUAUUAAAUUAAUUGUACGUUUGAAUGUUUCGCUUAGCUAAAAGUUUAAGUAAAAAUGAACAAGAAACUAAAUUUGUGCAUUUUUUCAAUUUUAAUGUAAAUAGUUUAUUUGCUAUUUAAUAAAUAUACUAUGUAUUCGUUAAAGCGCCGCGACAUACUAUUACUUCAUUUCAUGACUGCAUUAUAUCCAAGUGUUGUUGCGUACAUGUCGUUCUAUAUCGGUCAUCUGCAUUGUUUCAAGCCUCUUUUGUAAAAGUAGUGGUGUUGCGUAGCAAUAAAACACAUUCGCAUUGAACAAAGUG
Zeugodacus cucurbitae (melon fly) is the source of this 1474-nucleotide messenger RNA. It is a transcript of the gene Pmi, whose product is annotated as transmembrane protein 11 homolog, mitochondrial. The transcript is spliced from 3 exons. Gene Ontology annotation, biological process: inner mitochondrial membrane organization. Lineage: Eukaryota; Metazoa; Arthropoda; Insecta; Diptera; Tephritidae. The coding region runs from base 146 to 667 and encodes 173 amino acids. Gene Ontology annotation, cellular component: mitochondrial inner membrane. The record is from RefSeq and is a predicted model, not a curated record.